Lepus europaeus (European hare) is the source of this 2620-nucleotide messenger RNA. RefSeq names its product deltex E3 ubiquitin ligase 1 (gene DTX1). Gene Ontology annotation, cellular component: nucleoplasm. The transcript has 9 exons. Gene Ontology annotation, biological process: Notch signaling pathway; protein ubiquitination. Lineage: Eukaryota; Metazoa; Chordata; Mammalia; Lagomorpha; Leporidae. Bases 48 to 1916 code for a protein of 622 amino acids. The record is from RefSeq and is a predicted model, not a curated record. Gene Ontology annotation, molecular function: ubiquitin protein ligase activity; zinc ion binding.
CCCCGCCCACCGGAGUGGGGCCUGGGGCGGCGGCGGCUGCAGCAGCCAUGUCACGGCCAGGCCAGGGCGUGAUGGUGCCCGUGUCCGGGCUGGGCUUCCCCCCGCAGAACGUGGCCCGGGUGGUGGUGUGGGAGUGGCUGAAUGAGUACAGCCGCUGGCGACCCUACACGGCCACCGUGUGCCACCACAUCGAGAAUGUCCUCAAGGAGGAUGCCCGGGGCUCCGUGGUCCUGGGGCAGGUGGACGCCCAGCUGGUGCCCUACAUCAUUGACCUGCAGUCCAUGCACCAGUUUCGCCAGGACACAGGGACCAUGCGGCCGGUGCGGCGCAACUUCUACGACCCGUCGUCGGCGCCGGGCAAGGGCAUCGUGUGGGAGUGGGAGAGCGACGGCGGCGCGUGGACGGCCUACGACAUGGACAUCUGCAUCACCAUCCAGAACGCCUACGAGAAGCAGCACCCGUGGCUCGACCUCUCGUCGCUCGGCUUCUGCUACCUCAUCUACUUCAACAGCAUGUCCCAGAUGAACCGCCAGACGCGCCGCCGCCGCCGCCUGCGCCGCCGCCUCGACCUGGCCUACCCGCUCACCGUCGGCUCCAUCCCCAAGUCGCAGUCGUGGCCCGUGGGCGCCAGCUCGGGCCAGCCCUGCUCGUGCCAGCAGUGCCUGCUGGUCAACAGCACGCGCGCCGCCUCCAACGCCAUCCUGGCCUCGCAGCGCCGCAAGGCGCCCCCAGCGCCCCCAGCGCCCCCGCCGCCGCCGCCGCCGCCCGGAGGGCCUCCAGGCGCGCUCGCCGUGCGCCCCAGCGCCACCUUCGCGGGCGCCGCACUCUGGGCCGCGCCCGCCACCGGGCCCGCCGAGCCCGCCCCGCAGCCCGCGGGCCCGCAGCGCAGCCCGAGCGCCCCCAGCGGUGCACCUGCUCCGGGGCAGAACAACCUCAACCGGCCAGGGCCCCAGCGCUCCAGCGGCGUGAGCGCGCGCGCCUCCAUCCCGCCGGGGGUCCCCGCGCUCCCGGUGAAGAACUUGAACGGUACGGGGCCGGUGCACCCGGCGCUGGCAGGCAUGACCGGGAUCCUGCUGUGCGCCGCGGGGCUGCCCGUGUGCCUGACGCGGGCGCCCAAGCCCAUCCUGCACCCGCCGCCCGUGAGCAAGAGCGACGUGAAGCCGGUGCCCGGCGUGCCGGGCGUGUGCCGCAAGACCAAGAAGAAGCACCUCAGGAAGAGCAAGAAUCCCGAGGACGUGGUGCGCAGGUACAUGGAGAAGGUCAAGAGCCCGCCCGACGAGGACUGCACCAUCUGCAUGGAGCGGCUGGUGACGGCCUCGGGCUACGAGGGCGUGCUGCGGCACAAGGGCGUGCGGCCGGAGCUCGUGGGCCGCCUGGGCCGCUGCGGCCACAUGUACCACCUGCUGUGCCUCGUGGCCAUGUACAGCAACGGCAACAAGGACGGCAGCCUGCAGUGCCCCACGUGCAAGGCCAUCUACGGCGAGAAGACGGGCACGCAGCCGCCGGGGAAGAUGGAGUUCCACCUCAUCCCCCACUCGCUGCCGGGCUUCGCCGACACCCAGACCAUCCGCAUCGUCUACGACAUCCCCACGGGCAUCCAGGGCCCUGAGCACCCCAACCCCGGAAAGAAGUUCACAGCCAGAGGCUUCCCGCGCCACUGCUAUCUGCCCAACAACGAGAAGGGGCGCAAGGUCUUGCGGCUGCUCAUCACCGCCUGGGAGCGCCGGCUCAUCUUCACCAUCGGCACGUCCAACACCACGGGCGAGUCGGACACCGUGGUGUGGAACGAGAUCCACCACAAGACCGAGUUCGGCUCCAACCUCACGGGCCACGGCUACCCGGACGCUAGCUACCUGGACAACGUGCUGGCCGAGCUGACGGCCCAGGGCGUGUCGGAGGCUGCCGCCAAGGCCUGAGGCCCCAGGCGGCCUGCCUGCCCUCCUGCUUCGCCCCCGGCCCGGCUCAGGGCGGGGGAGCAGCCUGCAGAAGCCGUAGGAACGCUCAUGACGCGCGGGGACACGCGGGGACGGCAGGGGAGGUCGGGCCGCAGAGAGUUCCAGAAGCCACAGCAACCUCCCUGCUGGGGGGACAGCGUCCCACCCCCUCACACACGCGCACGCACACCCACGUGCCUCGAUGGACCCCCAAGCUGGGGGCGAAGACAGACCCCCCCCGGAUACCCAGGGGUUCUCAUCUCUGUCCUGACUUGGCGCCUGCGUGGCUUCCCGGGAGGGAAACUGAGAUUUGGGGAGCCCGGCCCAUCCCUCCCCCCCAGCCACCUCCGCACGGCGGGGGGCGGGGCGAGGCCUCCUGCUGUGCACGUGUCUUCUUCUGUCUGGGACCCUGACUCCACUCCCAUCACCAGGCCUUAUUCCGCCCCAGGUAAGGGCACCUGCUCUCCCCCCCCACCCCCUCCUCCAGCCGCAGCGGCCAGAGGAGGGGCCCACUUUAGGCCAGAGCGGACGGCGAAGGGUCAACCUCCCUCUCCUUGGGAGUGGGCAGCGGGGUGGCUGAUGGUCUGCGGCCAACCAGGGGCCUGUUGCCCCGGCAACUCACCAGCUCCGCCUCUGUCGAUUGGCUGCCAAGAUUUAAAGGGACGCCAGCGACUACUCUCUUGAAA